AUGGAUUCAAGUGAACCUCAAGCUUCUCAGUGGGAAAUUCGAUUCUCUCAAUCUCGUCAAAGACCCUACUUUUAUUCGACUAAUAAUAAAACUUCAGUUUGGGAUGCACCACCUGAAUUCUCAACUGAAGAAUUAAUGAAAUUACCUGGUGCCCAUUUCCUUCAUGGAGCUGUGACGGGAGGAGGAUUAGGUGGAGCUUUGGCACCUGAUGCAGGUGGAAGUAUUAGAGCUAGUCAUAUACUUAUUAAACAUGCUAAUAGUCGUAGACCUUCAAGUUGGAAAGAAACACAAAUCACUAGAACUCAAUCAGAAGCCAUUGAAAUCUUAAAAGAACAUGAAGAGAUUCUACGACCAUUAAAUGGAAUCCAAUUAAAUGAAAAGUUUCAAGACUUAGCCAAAGUUCAUUCUGAUUGUUCUUCAUAUUCACAUGGUGGUGAUUUAGGUCAAUUUAAAAAAGGUCAAAUGCAAAAAUCAUUUGAAGAAGUUAGUUUUCAAUUACAGAUUGGUGAAUUAUCUAAGAUCGUUACUACCGAUUCUGGUGUACAUUUGAUCCUUAGAACGGCUUGA
Molecule: messenger RNA, 567 nt
Organism: Melampsora larici-populina 98AG31
Lineage: Eukaryota; Fungi; Basidiomycota; Pucciniomycetes; Pucciniales; Melampsoraceae
Exons: 4
Coding region: 1-567 (188 amino acids)
Cellular component (GO): nucleus; cytosol
Molecular function (GO): peptidyl-prolyl cis-trans isomerase activity; protein binding
Source: RefSeq, a predicted model, not a curated record